GGCCUUGGCUUGCAUCUUUACGACUUUACAUGCACCUUUGAAUUGCAGGAAAUAACGGUACAACAAUUGCGCUAGAUUGCGUUGCUCCACCGACCAAAAAAACCACCAUGAAACUCGCUCUCACGAGCUUCCUCCCUGCAUUCCUCUGGGUCACCGCCACUCUCGCCACCGAGGCGGAAUCUCCCAACGUCGUCCGGAUUCACCAUCGAGUCGCCCAUCCCAACCUUCCAGUAGUUCCCUUUGUCGAACGCGGGACCAUCGUCCUCCCUGACUCUAGCAACACGCGCGCUGGAAGCGUACCAUCAUCUAUAUCCCUCGUACCAUCAGAGUCUAUACAAGAUGACCUAGCCAGUUUCUCAGAGGAUAUACCGCCCAAUCUAGAAGGUGCAAUGUACCAGAUCGCCCUGGAGCACCCAGGGGAUGAGGAUGAGAGCCAGUGGGCAGUGUCCAUUGUAAAAACGUGCCUUCUCCCAGAGAGUACGUCUGAUACUCUAGUCCUACACUUCUCCGCCUCAGGAAAGCCGUUCACGCUCGACUAUUUCGUCUCGCCUGUCCCACACGAUGGCGCGUGCCCCCAGUCUAAGAGUAAUGAUAGUACGCCUAUCUACCCUACGCUCAAAGAUACCCAGGUUAUCCUUCGCCCAGCGAGAUUGCCUCCACUGCCUGAACUCCGGACUCCUCCACCCCUCACUCCCCAAGGCGAGCCCGUACAGCCCAUUGCAGAAAAGAGCUUUAUCCAAAAAUACUGGAUAUACGUCGUCAUUCUCCUCGGUGCAAUCUUGAUGUCAGGGCCACAAGAAGAGCCUCAAAAGGGUGGUGGAGGUGGAGCAAAGACGGAUUGAUAAUCUGCUUCCUGACCUUGGGCACACAAUAUAGGACGUAGCUGGCUUUGCAGCCGUGCUCAAUAUAUUUUUGGUUGUAAUGGGAGAAUAUGACAUUCGUUUGGGCGGCAUACUUGACACCUUGUGGUGUCCAAGUUGACAUGUUUCAUCAAUCCCGAUGUGAACGGGCGCAGCACAUGUGCUUCAAGUGCCUGUUGCAUAUAUGCAGGUAACGCAAGGGAUGAAGGCCAGAAACCAUGUUGGUACAGUCUGUACUCAGCGUCGUUUGCAUGUUCCACGAGGCUGUCACGUGAAACUGCUUCUUCAAGUUGUUG
This is a messenger RNA of Serpula lacrymans var. lacrymans S7.9, 1156 nucleotides long. RefSeq lists its product as uncharacterized. Lineage: Eukaryota; Fungi; Basidiomycota; Agaricomycetes; Boletales; Serpulaceae. The transcript is spliced from 5 exons. The coding region runs from base 108 to 842 and encodes 244 amino acids. The record is from RefSeq and is a predicted model, not a curated record.